AUGGACCCCGGUGAACAACCACACUGUUUGCAAAUACUAACUCAAGUUGAGGAGAUGUUGAUAGCAAGGGUUAGUCCUGUCCUUCAGGUUACUUAUGCAAGAGGGGGGCAACUCAAAUAUAGUGGACACACUAUUUCUUUUCCUCAAGAUAUUUCAGCAAUUGUAUCUCAUUUGCCUAGACAUGUAGAUGGAUUGGACAUAAUAAUAGUUAACAGGGAAACCAGUAUGCAACAACAAUACAACUUCUAUGUAAGUAAAGGACGUGUUUAUGAUGCAUUGCAAUAUAAGAUAUCAUAUGACCAAUACUACAAAGAUGUACAAGUAGAUAUCACAGCAUUAAUAUCCUUACCCCUUAACCCCACAGACAUAUCUAGCCUUCUACAUGCAGCAACUUCAAAUCCAGAUCCCAUUGAUAUGAGCUUCAUGCAAGAAAAAAGUACAGAAGAUGAUCCAUUUGAAGAUAAUUUGGAGACAACUACUUCAUUUGUGGCUAACCUUCCACCAUCAUGCAGAGAGGUCAAAGAAGUACACUCCUUACUACAACUAGGAAAAGGAAGACCACCUCUUAUAAUCCAAUGGCCACCCAUCUCCCCAUUUCCCAUUAAUGAAUACAACACUGAAGGAUUAUUUGUGAUGUCAUUCCCCACUUUGUUCCCAAAGGGUACAACUGCAUUCAAACAAUCAUGUCCCAAAGAUGUUAAGCUACAUGAGUAUGCUCUCCAUCUCCUGCGAUACCAUGAUAACAGGUUUGGACAACACCCACGAUUUAGGUACUUUAUAUUGAAUAUAAUUAUGCAGCAUCAAAGUCAAGCCACAUCAUCUAUUUUUGUUCAAAAGCAAAUCCAUGAUGAACUACCUGCAACAAUUGGUGCCCUUCGUCAAAGAUUAAAGGACUUGCCUGAUGACAAGCUUGUUGAUCAACUUAUGCAUUUUAGCUCAUCAAUUCGUGGUACAAAACCAUUCUAG
Cryptomeria japonica (Japanese cedar) is the source of this 966-nucleotide messenger RNA. RefSeq lists its product as uncharacterized. Lineage: Eukaryota; Viridiplantae; Streptophyta; Pinopsida; Cupressales; Cupressaceae. The transcript has a single exon. The record is from RefSeq and is a predicted model, not a curated record. Bases 1 to 966 code for a protein of 321 amino acids.